Messenger RNA from Heterostelium album PN500, 1650 nucleotides. RefSeq lists its product as uncharacterized. Gene Ontology annotation, molecular function: protein binding. The transcript has a single exon. The record is from RefSeq and is a predicted model, not a curated record. Bases 1 to 1650 code for a protein of 549 amino acids. NCBI's taxonomy places the organism in Eukaryota, Evosea, Eumycetozoa, Acytosteliales, Acytosteliaceae.
AUGGAUAUAGAGAUAUUUAAAGUAGUAUUUAACAAUAUAGUUUUAAGAAAUUUAAUAUUUGAAUAUGUAAGAGAUUCAUGUCAGUUUGAUCCCUAUGAAAAUAAGGAGCGAUUCACCUGGAAUCAAUUGAUACAGUUACCCUUUGUACUGGCAGGUAAUGGCUAUUUGGAGCAGUUGAAAGAGUAUUUCAAGUCUGGUUCAAUACACUUUUUGACAAAGAUGGAGGGUUUUCGUAUUCUAAGGAGUGCUGUUUUGGGUGGAAACCUGAACAUCGUAAAGUAUAUCUUGGAACAACAAAGAGCUACUCAUCUCUGUAGGAAUCCAAUGGGUAAUGCCGAUGUACUGACGUUUGCCGUACAGUCGAAGGACGAGAAUUUCGAAAUGGUGAGGUUUCUCUGUGGUUUGACUGAUAUCAAGUGGCACUAUGAGCACGCACUAUCAAAGGCAACACUCACUCAAAAUAUUGAAUUGGUCAAGUUCUUGAAUGACAGGAUCAGCGCCACCAGUAAGGACUACCAUAUACAUCUGGCAAUUGAACUCGCUGCCAGAGUAGGUAGAAUCGAUAUGAUAGAGCUGCUCUCCAAGGGCAGAGAGAAUGUACUUUCCUCAGCCGAGGUCUAUCACGAAGCAGUAUCCUCUAGCAAUAUCGAGUUGCUCAAGUAUCUCAAGGAAAAGAAUGUCGUGUACACCGACGUCGGUACUUGGUCAGCGGCAUUGAUGGAUGUUGCAGCUGAACGAGGUAAUCUUGAAAUUUUAAUAUGGUUGAACGAUAAUAGAAUAGGCAGUUGUACCAAUGCUGCAAUUGCGAAAGCUGCUGCCAAUGGUAACUUAAAAAUCAUUCAAUGGCUUCAUCACAAUCGUACUGAGGGAUGUGCUCCGGAUGCAAUUGAUAAAGCUUCAGCUAAUGGACACCUAAACAUUGUUCAAUGGUUAUAUCACAAUCGUACUGAAGGAUUUACAUCUGAUUCAAUGGACAAAGCAGCUAAAAACGGAUACUUGGAUGUUAUCAAGUGGUUGAAUCAAAACACUACAGCUAGUUGCACGGUAAGAGCCAUGACUGAUGCCGCUGGCGAAGGUUACAUUUCGUUGGUAAAGUGGCUGCAUGAAAAUAGAAGUGAAGGAUGUACUGAGCAAGCUAUGGAUCAAGCCGCUGCCAAUGGUUACCUUGAGAUGGUAAUGUGGUUAAAUGAAAAUAGAAGUGAAGGAUGUUCAACUCAUGCGAUGAAUAUGGCUUGCUAUGGAGGUUACCUUAGUAUCGCGCAAUAUCUACAUGAAAACAGGAGCGAAGGAUGCACCGAUGCAAUGGAUAACGCAAUUAGAAAAGGAUAUCAAACAAUCGUGGAGUGGAUGCAUGCCAACCGCACAGAAGGUUGUUCAUCGGCCGGCGCUGUCAUUGCUGAGGAAAAUGGUUAUCCUGAACUCGCCAAAUGGAUACGUGAAAACAGAACAGAGUGUGCUACCUACACAAAAGAAAUAUAUAAUCAACAACAGUAUUUGGCAGUCUCUCCUACUUUCCUAUCAUUUCCUUCAUUCAAUGAAUCACAAUCAUCAUCAUCUUCAUUAGGUGAAACGUUUCCAGUUCCAGUUCCAAGAUGUAAAAAAGCAGAUAGAGUUAUACCUCUUAAGAAACAGAAGAUGCCAAUCAAAUAA